Messenger RNA from Sinocyclocheilus anshuiensis, 4426 nucleotides. RefSeq names its product mitogen-activated protein kinase-binding protein 1-like. The transcript is spliced from 29 exons. The record is from RefSeq and is a predicted model, not a curated record. Gene Ontology annotation, cellular component: cytoplasm. Gene Ontology annotation, molecular function: protein binding. NCBI's taxonomy places the organism in Eukaryota, Metazoa, Chordata, Actinopteri, Cypriniformes, Cyprinidae. Gene Ontology annotation, biological process: positive regulation of JNK cascade; negative regulation of canonical NF-kappaB signal transduction.
UUCAUUCAAACGCGGCUGAGCGCGACUCGCUCAACUUUACUGUGGUGUUUUACUGGAGUUUACCGCAGAUUUACCGCGCUCGUGUGUGAAUGCAGGGACAUGGAGGCUUUUACCAUCAAGAGUCGCAUUCAGAGUCUCCUGCGCUCGCCGUCCAUCAAACUCAGAAGGAGCCGCAGCGGCCGCAUCAAAGACUGUCUGUCCAGCAAGGUGACUCUAGAGAAAGUCCUGGGCAUCACGACUGCAGGAAACAGUGGUUUAACAUGUGAUCCGUGUUCAGGAACGGUGGCCUAUCCAGCCGGGUGUGUCGUUGUGUUACUGAACCCAGCCAAAAACACACAACAGCAUCUCAUCAACUCAUCCAGGAAGAGCAUCAGCACGUUGUCGUUCUCGUCAGACGGCAGGUUUCUGGUCACUGGAGAGAGCGGUCGUCUGGCGGCGGUGUGUGUGUGGGACGUGAGCGAGGGCUCGCUGGUCUCUCAGCUGCAGGAGCACAAGUACGGCGUGUCCUGCAUGGCCUUUUCCCCCAACGGCAAAUACAUCGUGAGCGUGGGAUCGCAGCACGACAUGAGCGUCAACCUGUGGGCCUGGAAGAAGAGCGCUCUGAUAGCGGUGAAUAAGGUGUCCAGUAAGGUGACGGCCAUGUCCUUCUCAGAGGACGGCUCUUAUUUCGUCACGGCGGGGAACAGACACGUCCGCUUCUGGUAUCUGGAACCGUCUCACGCUGAUCAGCGCGCGUGUCCCGUGCCGCUGAUGGGCCGCUCAGGGCUCCUCGGGGAGCUGCAGAAUAACUUCUUCUGUGACGUGGCGUGUGGACGAGGCCUGAGGUCCGACAGCACCUUCUGCGUGACGGCGUCGGGUCUGCUGUGUGAGUUCAACAGCCGGAGGGUUCUGGACCGCUGGGUGCACCUGCAGACGGGUUCGGCGCGCUCUCUGGCGGUGACGGAGGAUCUGAUCUUCUGCGGCUGUGCGAGCGGAACGGUGCGAGUGUUCGGAGCGUCUGACCUGCGCUUCAUCAGCUCGCUGCCCCGUCCUCAUCAUCUGGGCAUCCAGGUGUCCGCCGCCACACAGACCAGGCAUCUGUUCAGCAGAACGCCAGACGCCCGUUACCCGGACUCAGUGGCGGUGACCUUUGACCCCGUGAACCACUGGCUGUCCUGUGUGUAUAAUGACCACAGUUUAUAUGUGUGGGACACGAGAGACCUGCGCAAAGUGGGCAAAGUUCUCUCAGCGCUGUAUCACUCGUCCUGUGUUUGGGAUCUUCAGAUGUUUCCUAGUAAGAGCGACGGCUCGUCUGAUCCAUUCGUCUCGUGUUCGUCUGACAGCACUGUGCGUCUCUGGAGUUCAGACGGCGUUCACGGCGGUAACGUCCUGAGUAACGAUCUUCAUCACAUCUUCUACAUGGAGCACAGCACCGCCGCCCUGCUGGACGUGGAGGGAACUGCCAUCAGUGGCUCAGGGAAAGCCGAGGGAUCGAGCGCCGACAGCAGGAGCGGCAUCAGAACCAUCUGCAUCAGUCCAGACGGGACACACCUGGCCUCCGGAGACAGAAAGGGCACACUCAGGUACAGAUGAUCAUGUGUCAAACUGUCAUGAAAAUACUCAGUGCAAAAAAAAUAUCAUUACAUAAAAAAAUGUAGUCAUUUUAUUAUUUAUUUAUUUCAUUAUUUGAGUGUGUGUUGGACAGGUGUGAAUCUGCUGGCCACUGCGAGUCGAGAUCGUCUGAUCCAUGUACUGGACGCUGAGGAAGACUACGGUCUGCUGCAGACUCUGGACGAGCACUCGUCCUCCAUCACGUCUGUCCGCUUCGCUGCCGCCGGUGACGGGACGCUGCGGAUCAUCAGCUGUGGAGCGGAUAAGAGCGUUUACAUCCGCACCGCUCACAGGACGGUCAGAGGAGCUGAAUUCAAGCGGACUCAUCAUGUGGUUCGUAAAGCGACUCCUAAUGACAUGGAUGUGGAUCCCACCUGCAAGUACGCCGCCGUGGGCUGUCAGGACCGCAGCAUCCGAGUGAUCAACAUCAGCAGCGGCAAACAGAAGAGAUCCUUCAGUGGCUCUCAGACUGAAGACGGCAGUUUGCUGAAGGUUCAGAUUGAUCCGUCGGGUCUGUUUGUGGCCUCCAGCUGCUCUGAUAAGAACAUCAAUCUGAUCGACUUCCAGACCGGAGAGAGUCUGGCCACUGUGUUUGGACACUCGGACAACAUCACGGCUCUGAGGUUCAGCAGUGACUGCAGGCGUCUGCUCUCGUCUUCAGCUGACAGCUGUAUCUUUGUGUGGCAGCUCGCUCCUGAACUCACUAUCAGUAUGAGAGAGAGACUGUCUGUGAUCAGACGCCGUGACAGGGCAUCGAGCGUCAGGAACAAUCCCUUCAGACGUUCUUCUGUGACUGGAUUCACACUGCACCGAUCCACAUCCAUCAUGACCUGCUCAUCUGAGAGCGAACGAGAGGAAGAGGAAGAUGAUGAAGACAUGAAGACAGCUGAAGAGACGGGUGCAUCUGAUGAAACGCACUGGAAUCCAGUGAAGGAGGCGUCUGUAGACUCGAGUGUGUCUGCGGUGGUGUGCCGUCCUCGCAGGCGCUGGUCCUGUCGUGUGGGAUCGCUGGAGCUCAUGGUGAAGUCCAUGCUGGAGCUGCGGCAGCUCGGUUCACUUUCUGAAGCUCCAGGCCAGAGCAGAAGCUGCGCUGAUCGAUGCAGCACCUCCAGCCUGCAGGAUUGGAGUCUCCGGCGUCCUCGAGACUCGGCCUGGCUGGUUCCCGUCGGCGCUCCUGAACCUGAGGGUGUGGUUCUGUACCCGGAUCACUGUCCCAGCACCAGCAGCCUGCCUGGACCGUCCUACCGGAUACAGGCUCUGUCUGAGACCGCCGAACACGAGGAGAGAGCAGAAGAAGCCCAGAGUCCCGUCAGCGGAGCCUCCAUGGGCUACGGCAGCGGAGGAUCCAGUCCAGACCACCGACACCACGGCUUCAUUCGUGUGGUUCUCUGUGUUGUUCAGGAUUGGAGUCUCCGGCGUCCUCGAGACUCGGCCUGGCUGGUUCCCGUCGGCGCUCCUGAACCUGAGGGUGUGGUUCUGUACCCGGAUCACUGUCCCAGCACCAGCAGCCUGCCUGGACCGUCCUACCGGAUACAGGCUCUGUCUGAGACCGCCGAACACGAGGAGAGAGCAGAAGAAGCCCAGAGUCCCGUCAGCGGAGCCUCCAUGGGCUACGGCAGCGGAGGAUCCAGUCCAGACCACCGACACCACGAUGUGGAGGCGCUGGGCUCUGAUGAUGAAUCCUGUGACGGUAGCACACGGCCGAUCUGUGAUUCUGAGAGCGUUCCGCAUCAAGACGUCUGGAGGAGAAGCUCUGAGACGCUGACGGAUGGCAACGAUGCAGGGUCUCAGAUGAGAGCUGAAGGUUUGCACAGCCAGAAGUCCUCUAGCAGAUCCAGUUCGGCAGUGAAGCCCACGGUGAGCGGCGUCAGGCCCCUAAUGGAGGACACAGGAGAGCCCUAUCGUCCAGCACAGAGGAGCCACCCGUACCUGAGCCGCGUCAGCAGGACCUCAGCUGGACUCCAGAAGUCUGCUUCAGCACACAGUCUGAGCGCCGACCGAAGGUCCCUGUCUCCAUCCCGUCUGCGGCGAGCGGCGCGUCCCGUCCUGUCUAAGCUCAGUCUGGAGAAGGUCGCCCCUCAUCAGCCGUCCUCCCCUCAGCCGUGGGACAGUCCGACCCAGAGCCGUGUCCUCCGCUCCUACAUGAGCCCCACCACCAGCUCCAUGGCCAAAACCAGCCGCUCUGCAUCCAUCGGCGACAGCCUGCAUGUGGGCAGCAGCUCCUGCGAGAGUCUGGUGCUCCCCGCGCCAUCCCUCCUCACAAACACCGUCAGACCCCGCGUGUGUCAGCGCCUGAGCAGAUCGGCUUCAUCGCAGAACCUUCUCUCUGACCCGAGCGCUUCUUCAUCCUCCUCCUCCUCCUCCAGCACAGACCCCCAGCAGACGCUGUCUCACACGCCUCGAGCGGAGGUGAAGGCUUUCUCUGUGACGUCUGACGCUCCUGAUGAUCAAGACGCGUCGGUCGGUCUGGAGCUCUGCAGGCGGGCCGCAGCUGAUCUGUGCAGCAGUGUGAGGACAGCGACGCGGCUCUACAGGACGCUGAUCUCCCAUGAUGCCGAGCGCAGUGCAGAGCAGCAGCAGAUGCAUCAGCUGAUGUCAGACGCGCUGCAGCUCGUGCGAUCGGAGCUGGAUUCAGUGUCUGGAUCGUCCGGAGCCAUGAGGAUGGAGGAGGGAAAGGAGACGCUCGCAUUACUGGAGCAAUACUCACAACUGCUGCUGCGCUCGGUGCAGAGGAGACUCCAUCAGGACGAGUAGAGCUGCAGAUCCGUGUGUGUGUGUGUGUGUGUGUGUGAGAGAGAGAGAGUGUGUGUGUGUGUGUGAGAGAGAGAGUGUGUGU